AUGCCUCCGCAACCGAGUGGUAAAGCCGUGAAGGAAAGGGAAGGCCGGAACGGCACAGAAGGCCGUCCGCCCGACACCGGCAUCUCCUCGAAGGCCAUGUCUAUCAGGAACUCCUUCGUGAACGACAUCUUCGAGCGCAUCGCUAACGAGGCCUCACGUCUGGCCCACUAUAACAAGCGCUCGACCAUCACUUCCCGGGAGAUCCAGACCGCUGUCCGCCUCCUAUUGCCGGGA
Messenger RNA from Medioppia subpectinata, 234 nucleotides. The record is from the annotation of a GenBank genome assembly. NCBI's taxonomy places the organism in Eukaryota, Metazoa, Arthropoda, Arachnida, Sarcoptiformes, Oppiidae.